GAACCAUGGGGCUCUCCCGGAAGGAGCAGGUCUUCAUGGCCCUGCUGGGGGCCUCGGGGGUCGCAGGCCUCACCGCACUCAUUCUCCUCCUGGUGGAGGCUGCCAGCGUGCUCCUGCCCGCCGACCUCAAGUUUGGGAUCGUGUUUGACGCCGGCUCCUCCCACACGUCCCUCUUCCUGUAUCAGUGGCCAGCAGACAAAGAGAAUGGCACGGGUGUGGUCAGCCAGGCCCUGGCCUGCCAGGUGGAAGGCCCUGGAAUCUCCUCCUACGCUUCGGACCCGGCACAGGCCGGUGAGAGCCUGCAGGGCUGCCUGGAGGAGGCGCUGGUCCUGAUCCCAGAGGCCCAGCGUCGGAAAACACCCACAUUCCUGGGGGCUACGGCUGGCAUGAGAUUGCUCAGACAGAAGAAUAGCUCUCAGGCCAGGGACAUCUUUGCAGCAGUCACCCAGGUCCUGGGCCGGUCUCCUGUGGACUUUUGGGGUGCCGAGCUCCUGGCUGGGCAAGACGAAGGUGCCUUUGGUUGGAUCACCGUCAACUACGGCUUGGGGAUGCUGGUCAAGUACUCCUUCACUGGAGAAUGGAUCCGGCCUCCAGAGGAGACGCUGGUGGGCGCCCUGGACAUGGGGGGAGCCUCCACCCAGAUCACCUUUGUGCCUGGGGGCCCCAUCUCGGACAAGAGCACGCAGGCUGAUUUUCGCCUCUAUGGCUCCGACUACAGCGUCUACACGCACAGCUACCUCUGCUUUGGACGGGACCAGAUGCUGAGCAGGCUCCUUAUUGGGCUGGUGCAGAGCCACCCGGCUGCCCUGCUCCGUCACCCAUGCUACCUCAGCGGCUACCGGACCACGCUGGCCCUGGCCCCCUUGUACGAGUCACCCUGUGUCGACACCACGCCUCCCCUGGGCCUUCCCCAGAAUCUUACAGUUGAAGGGACAGGCAACCCUGGGGCCUGCGUCUCAGCCAUCCAGGAACUUUUCAACUUCUCCGCUUGCCAGGGUCAGGAGGACUGUGCCUUCGACGGGGUCUACCAGCCCCCAGUACGGGGCCAGUUCUACGCCUUCUCCAACUUCUACUACACGUUCCACUUUCUGAACCUCACCUCCGGGCAGCCCCUGAGCACCGCCAACGCCACCAUCUGGGAGUUUUGCCAGAGGUCCUGGAAGCUGGUGGAGGCCAGCUACCCCGGCCAGGACCGCUGGCUGCGCGAUUACUGUGCCUCAGGCCUGUACAUCCUCACCCUUCUGCGAGACGGCUACGGCUUCAGUGAGGAGACGUGGCCCACCAUCCAGUUCCGAAAGCAGGCAGACGGCAUCGAUAUCGGCUGGACGCUGGGCUACAUGCUGAACCUGACCGGGAUGAUCCCGGCCGAGGCGCCAGCUCAGUGGCGGGCACAGAGCCACAGCAUCUGGGUGGCCACAGUGGUGUUCCUGGUGCUGACCCUGGUCACGGUGCUGGGGGCUGCCUCGGUUCAGCUCUUCUGGGUGCAGGACUAGCAGGAGGGCAGAGGCGCACCCCCAGAACCCUCAGGCAGCUGCGCCCCGGAUGCUGUAGGCUUCCCAAGGCCCGAGCACCGUGGGGCCUUGCUGUGUGUCUCUGCCCACGGUCAGGUGACAGCCACCUCUGGGGCACCCUCAGGGUGCUGUGUGGCCUCCCUCCCCGGCGUCCCUGGGGCCCUCCCCACUGGGCUUCCAGGGCCCUGGGUGCCCUUCUGC
This is a messenger RNA of Cebus imitator (Panamanian white-faced capuchin), 1712 nucleotides long. It is a transcript of the gene ENTPD8, whose product is annotated as ectonucleoside triphosphate diphosphohydrolase 8. Bases 6 to 1493 code for a protein of 495 amino acids. Gene Ontology annotation, molecular function: UDP phosphatase activity; GDP phosphatase activity. The transcript is spliced from 9 exons. Gene Ontology annotation, cellular component: plasma membrane. NCBI's taxonomy places the organism in Eukaryota, Metazoa, Chordata, Mammalia, Primates, Cebidae. Gene Ontology annotation, biological process: nucleoside diphosphate catabolic process. The record is from RefSeq and is a predicted model, not a curated record.